Molecule: messenger RNA, 684 nt
Organism: Panthera uncia (snow leopard)
Lineage: Eukaryota; Metazoa; Chordata; Mammalia; Carnivora; Felidae
Product: astrotactin-2-like
Exons: 5
Coding region: 1-684 (227 amino acids)
Biological process (GO): neuron cell-cell adhesion; neuron migration
Source: RefSeq, a predicted model, not a curated record
AUGGAGCUGGACAGGGAGGAAGCGAUGCUGUCCACAUACUUCGAAACCAUCAACGACCUGCUGUCCUCCUUUGGGCCGGUUCGUGACUGCUCUUGGAACAAUGGGGGCUGUACUCGAAACUUCAAGUGCGUGUCUGACCGCCAGGUGGACUCCUCAGGAUGUGUGUGCCCCGAGGAGCUGAGGCCCAUGAAGGACGGCUCCGGAUGCUACGACCACUCCAAAGGCAUCGACUGCUCAGACGGCUUCAACGGUGGCUGUGAGCAGCUGUGCCUGCAGCAGACGCUGCCUUUGCCCUCUGAUGCCACCUCCAGCACCAUCUUCAUGUUCUGCGGUUGUGUGGAGGAAUACAAGCUGGCUCCUGAUGGAAAAUCCUGCCUAAUGCUCUCAGAUGUCUGCGAGGGCCCCAAAUGCCUCAAACCCGACUCCAAAUUCAACGACACCCUCUUUGGAGAGAUGCUACAUGGUUACAACAACCGGACCCAGCAUGUGAACCAAGGCCAAGUCUUCCAGAUGACCUUUAGGGAGAACAACUUCAUCAAGGACUUCCCUCAGCUGGCCGAUGGGCUGUUGGUGAUCCCACUGCCGGUGGAGGAGCAGUGCCGGGGGGUCCUCUCCGAGCCCCUCCCGGACCUCCAGCUGCUCACUGGUAAGCCACACAUGCUACACCCCUCCCCGCCGCUCUGA